CCCUGCCUGGGUGCUUAACGCCUAUCCCGCGCCAUUCCUCUCCCCCCCAUCUCUCCUCUCCCAUCACGCCUUUUGAUACAGGGUCGCAUCGAGCGCUACUUUUCAAUUCCUUCGGUUGCGCUCAUGGCUCCCCUGACCACGGUGGCUGGCCCGGGCGCCCCGGCCGGAUUUACCUCCAUCAAUCACCAGCAACAAGCGCUAAACAAUGCCGAUGUCAUCGAGAUUGAUGAUAGUGAUGACGAGCCCAUGGAGGAGGCAGAUGAUAUCGAAACUAAUGACGACGAAGGGGACAUGGAAGAUGAGGAGGAUGAGGAGGACGAAGAGGAUGAAGAGGAAGAGGAAGACGACUACGGCGACGAAGAGGACAGCCCAGACAACGACUCCGCUGAGGAUUCGAAUCGCAGUGAAUCGCCCCUGGACCUGAGUCCCCCUCCCACCGAACAAAAUGGUUUGGCCGCUGCCGCUACCCCGGACCUCUUCACUUCAGCAGGCGCACAAGAAGCUCUACACCCUCUUCGUCGCACGGCGGACCGCGUGACGCGUCAGAUCGAAGCCUUCGCCGAGAAGUUGGAUCGCUUCAAACAGCAGGGAAACCGGUCUGGUGAGCUCGAGGACUACAAAGCUGCCUACCAGCUGGUGAGAAGCUACCAAGAGCUGGCGCGUGGCACGAUCCAGGAUAUACAGAAAGACCAUACUUUGAAACGCGCGAAGCUGGGAUUUGGCGCCAACCGGGCCAAUGGUCCAAUGGACGCCAAGGCGCAAGAAGAAAUCCAACGACUGCAGCUCGAGGAAAGCACAUGGCAGCUUUUCUGCAACCUCAUCACUAUCGCCAACCCUCACCGCAUAGCCAAAUCCAAAGAGAGACAAGCAACUGCUUUCCAGAACUUGCACCGCUACUCAACUGACCGCGAAGUUUGGGAGCAAUUCCUCGAUUCGGACGCGUACGCGGUGGAAUGUGUAGUGAUCCUGAAAUGGCUCGAGUACACCGCCAAAAACUCUUCGCAGGAUAUUGACGAUCUCAUUUCGGAAUUGGAGACACAAGCUCAGCGGGGUCAGGGCUCUUGGUCCUUCGGCUGGCUCUAUACAAAGGAGACGAUCAAGGGACACAAACGACUGCGAGCCUGGCCUCAGCCACUUGAGCCUAACGACCCCGGAAUCACCGCCUCUUUGCUCAAGUCAGAAGACUCCGAACCCUUGGUUACUCAGUUGGAUCCCGAUGCGAUCACGAGACAGAAGCAGAAUCUCCAGAAACAGGAUCAAUACUAUGAGCGCGCUACCUGGAUGACACUCUGGAAGAUGCUCAGACAGGGUGAGAGUUGGUCAAAGAUCCGGGAGUGGUCUGCGGAGAGGCUGGAGCCCUGGAGAGCGGUCAGUAUCUGCGGUUCCAGUGUUGACGUAGAGACUCACAAAGGACGCACACCCGUUGACGAUGGACACACGCGCUUGAUGAAUUGGCGGUCCCAGGAGACUUGGAGUGCUGCUUGUAUUGCUCUAGCGCGGAACCCAAAGAUUGAAGACUAUGAGCGGGCUGUUUUCUCGUUACUUUGUGGCGAGACUGAGGCCGCUUUCAAGAUCUGUCAAAGCUGGGAUGACUUCCUCUACGUCUAUUUCAACCGUGCCGUACUCUCCCGUUACCAAGGCUUCUGCAAACAGCUCCAGCGGAAGCUAAGUCACUCGCCCACUGCGCAAGUGCCCUACGUUGCGGAGCCGGCAGGUCACGAUGAAGUGAAGAAGUUCAUAGAGUUCACCCGGGAUCACGACCGCGUCGGCUUUGAGGCGCGCAACCCAUACCGCACCAUCCAGGCAGCCAUACUGUCUCGAGGGUAUGACAAGUUCUUCUUGUCACUGGCCCACGCCGUCUCUCAGGUUGCGAACAAUCCAUCGGACGGGUCAUCUCUGGUUCCUGAGAUGCUACAUAUGUCGGUGGAGGAUAGUCUCCUCAUUACUGCGACGGACCGCGACGCCUUACGUAUUGCAACUCACUUACUCAUUGUUACCCGACGUCUCGGAAUGGUACGGUCGGAUACCACGUUCUUUGACCAUACGUCUGUCAACAUCAUCGGGUAUAUUGCCAACCUGGAGGACGCUGGUCUCGUUGAUCUUAUCCCUCUAUAUGACUCUCUCCUGCCCACUCAUUAUAAGCGUAUCAUUCUGGCGCGCGUCAUGAUUGAGGUUGUUGACCCAAGAGAACGGAGGCUCCUCGUCCAACUCAUGGAAAAACAUGGACUUGACGUUGAAGAAAUCUUGGAGACCCAGUGGGAGUAUAUCAGCCACAGGACUUCCGCCAUCGACCAUUCAAGGACAAUGAAGUUUACCUCCAAGGUUGUAACACGGAAGGAUGGCGACCGCGAAUUGGCUAUCCCAAGGCACGAUCUCAUUGGAACAGAGAUCUCCGACGUAGAUGAACGAGUGAUUCGAAGCCUGGAGUGGCUUCGUUUUGUUGACGGACAAUGGGGCAAGAUCUGUCAGCUGGGAUCCCAGGUGUACCAGAAAUACUACAGAACCGGAAACCUGGCCGCUGCGAGAGAGCUGAGCAGACGCAUGAACCUUUCCGACAUCUCCCGAGAGUCCUUUGGGUUCGAUUUGGCGAUAAUACUCAAACGCGCUAUGUACCCCGAACGGGACUUUUCUGCCUCAGAGCCCUCCAGUCCUAUCAAAAGCAUACUGUUCACUUCUCCACACAAACGAAGCCGCUCCAAGACAAACGGCAACCCAAUUGCGGGUGACACAGGCCUCCUGCUGCAACAAUCCCAAACUAUGCGUGAUUUGGAAACCUUGAUCAUGGCGUUCGACGGCCUCGAGAAGUUUUCGCUUGCUUUGGAGAAUUUCGAAACGGCUAGGCAAAACCGGGACUCUGGCACUAUCAAAGAUCUUCGAGAGAAAGUCCAGGCUGCAUUAGCUGAAGCCAGUGACCCUGUCGACUUGAUGCUCAGGGAUUGGCUAGUCGGUGCUGAGACGGAAUCCGAGCAAGCAGAGUUGGAAGAAAUCCGAAACAUGUACAUUCCUGAGGUAUUCCUCAACUACCACAACGCCCUCUUCUUCUCGGCCCGAGUCCUCAACAGCGAGAUCCUCGUGCAGUGCAUGAACCUCGCGAUCCAGGUCUCGGAGAACAGGCUACUGACGCAGACCUUUGUGGCCUCGCGUCGUAUGCAAGAGCUGGUGGUUGCGCUGGCGCUGUCUAGUAAAGCCAUGGUGAACACCCGAGCCAAACCCGGGGUGAAGGUACCGGGAGGCGAAUCGUUGGGGCUUUGGAAUGUGGAGACGGUUGAGGGAGAGGAGCUCGACGACGGCAUGGCGCAGUGAACUACACCCGGGCUCAGACGUGUACUUACUGUUGUAAUAUGACACAAGAGAUUCACGACGGAUCGGCAUGAUGCAUGUAUGUACAUUAGCCUUCUCUUUGCUUUUAUUUUCCCAUUUACGCCCUGUCUGUCUCGGUCGUCGUUUGUAUGUUUCUGCGAUUGAGACGCAGUACUUUGCUUGCAUGUAUGCUGGAUUAGACUGGGGCUUUGAAAGGCGGUCUAGGGAACUCAUUAUCAGGCGUCUUUGACUAGGGACUUCAAUGCAAUACGGACCUUUGCGUGGAUGG
Molecule: messenger RNA, 3589 nt
Organism: Aspergillus aculeatinus CBS 121060
Lineage: Eukaryota; Fungi; Ascomycota; Eurotiomycetes; Eurotiales; Aspergillaceae
Product: nucleoporin Nup84/Nup107 family protein
Exons: 6
Coding region: 124-3303 (1059 amino acids)
Biological process (GO): mRNA export from nucleus; post-transcriptional tethering of RNA polymerase II gene DNA at nuclear periphery; protein import into nucleus
Cellular component (GO): nuclear pore; nuclear pore outer ring
Molecular function (GO): structural constituent of nuclear pore
Source: RefSeq, a predicted model, not a curated record